Messenger RNA from Homalodisca vitripennis (glassy-winged sharpshooter), 1578 nucleotides. RefSeq lists its product as uncharacterized. Bases 317 to 1348 code for a protein of 343 amino acids. The transcript is spliced from 2 exons. Lineage: Eukaryota; Metazoa; Arthropoda; Insecta; Hemiptera; Cicadellidae. Gene Ontology annotation, molecular function: nucleic acid binding. The record is from RefSeq and is a predicted model, not a curated record. Gene Ontology annotation, biological process: DNA integration.
UAGUAGAAGUAGUUCACACGUUAAGUAAAAAUGACCAAGCUUCAGAAAGUAGGAAAUCUGAAAUCCGCAAUGAAACUAAAAAUGAUGAAACUCUUAAAAGAUGUAAUUAAGUUUAUUCAAGAAGGUUGGCCUAGCAAACAAUGUACACCUAACCAUGUAAAAUUUUACUAUCAGUUGCAAGAUAGGCUAUCUGUUGAUGAUGGUUUAUUGUUUUUAGAUCACCGAAUUGUGAUACCUAUGUCAUUAAGGAGUAAAAUUUUAAGUCUUUUACAUGAAUCACAUAUGGGUAUAGAAAAAAACUAAAAAUAAAGCAAGAAUGACUGUUUAUUGGCCAAACAUAAAUGUGGAUAUCAAACAAGUUGUAAAUAAGUGUACAGUGUGUGAAAAAAAUAAGGCUAAUAACAUUAAAGAACCUAUGAUAUGUCAUUUAAUACCUGAUUUGCCAUUUGAAAAAGUUGCUAUUGAUCUUUUAGAUUGUAAAGGUAGGCCCUACCUUGUUUUAAUUGACUAUUACUCUAAAUGGCUAGAAUUUAAGUCGCUUAAAAACAAGCAAACAUCUGAAGUUGUCUUAAAGUUAAAGUCUAUAUUUUCAGUUCAUGGUGUUCCAAAACAAAUCUAUAGUGACAACAUGCCGUUUAACUCCUAUGAGUUUAUAAAGUCCAUUAAAGAAUGGGACAUAGAAUGUAUUUAUAGUAGUCCUAGGUAUCCUAGAUCCAAUGGUAUGGCUGAACGAGCAGUUCAGAUAGCUAAGAGCAUUCUCAAAAAAUCAAAUAAUGAAAGUGAAGUAUUUGUUUCACUCCUAGAGUAUAGAUCUACUCCUGUAAAAGGAACAGGUCUAGCACCUUGUCAAGUUUUAAUGAGUAGAGUAUUAAGAUCAAAAAUUCCAGUAAGUACAGAUGUUUUGAAACCAGAAGUUCAAAUUGAUGUUAAAGGAAGAAUUGUAAAAUCACAAAAUAAAUCUAAAAGUUACUAUGAUAAGAGUUCUAUAGAAAGACAUAGUUUCAUAAGUCCAAAUGUAGUAUAUAGAAAAGAUGCUGUUUGGAAACCUGCUAAAAUUCUGGGUAAAGCUAAAGGUCCGAGGUCUUACUUAAUAAGAGAUGAAAAUGGUAGAAUUCUAACAAGAAAUUCUAUUCAUCUUAGACAAUCAUUCAAUGUACCUGUUUGUAGGUAUGAUUAUAAUAAUGAUCUUUUUGAUGAAGAAAUUGUAGGCCUAAACCAAAAUGUUAAUAGGCCUAACCCAGCUCAACCAAAUGUAAAUAACCAGCCUAACCCAAAUGUACAAAACCAACCCAACCCAAUCCCACAAAAUGUAAUAAAUCCAAACGAUGAAAACAUUAUCUAUCGAUAGGCUAAGAUCUUUGAUAAGUAAGACAAACAGAAUUUGAAAUUCAAUUAAAAUUAAGGGAAAAGGGAGAUGUUGUAUAUUUAAUAUAAUAAAAUAUUUGUAAACCCUAGUUAAUUAAGGUAUCACGUUGGUAUCACUGAGAUACUAACGGAUAUGAAAAGGACUGUUAGAAGAGAUCCGGUUGUCGAUGUAUCAGUGUGAGAUAUACAAUACGUAGUGUGCUAAACUAUCCU